AUGUCCGUCAACUUGCGCCACGGGUCGGUGCGCACAGGCCACGGGUCGGUGCGUCUGUGCGCCCGGGAGCUACGGCUCCAAGUGCCAAUUGGCCUGUCCCGAGGGAACUUGGGGCGAGAUGUGCGUCAACGUCUGUCCGGCCGAUUGUAUGCCGCAGGCCGGACGAGCCAACACUCGAGGCUGCCAUCCCGAGGCAAGUCUAAGCGGACCAUUCUCGAAUCUGUACGUUCGAGACCCGAGACCGGUCGAGACACUCAAGCGAAAAGCUUGAGCCUGCAACUUGAAGAGCCAAAUCUGUUCCGACAAACUAGACCUAAACCUCUUGAUACAAACCUUUAG
This is a messenger RNA of Protopolystoma xenopodis, 339 nucleotides long. NCBI's taxonomy places the organism in Eukaryota, Metazoa, Platyhelminthes, Monogenea, Polystomatidea, Polystomatidae. The record is from the annotation of a GenBank genome assembly.